Leishmania mexicana MHOM/GT/2001/U1103 is the source of this 612-nucleotide messenger RNA. RefSeq names its product amastin-like protein. The coding region runs from base 1 to 612 and encodes 203 amino acids. The record is from RefSeq and is a predicted model, not a curated record. NCBI's taxonomy places the organism in Eukaryota, Euglenozoa, Kinetoplastea, Trypanosomatida, Trypanosomatidae. The transcript has a single exon.
AUGGACCGCCCUUGUUGCCGCGUCGGCUUUUCCAUGUACUGCGUUCUACAGGUCAUUGCCUUCAUCUUCAUUCUUGUGGGAACCCUGGUUGACCAAUUCCGCGUACAGAACGUGAGUGUGCUCAGCAACAAACCGUGUCUGACGAUAUGGGGCUUCAAGGACAAGUGCGUCUCUCUCAGCUGGAGUGUCUCGACAAAGGACUGGUGGAAGGGCUGCCCUCAGCGCCUGAAGCGCUUCAAUGCGGCGGAGGCUCUGAGCAUUGCUGCUGUCCUCAUCAGUGCUCUGGCGAGCCUCAUUGGAUUUUUCAUGUUGUGCUACUGCCGCUGCCUGCGCUGGUUUUGCCUGAUUCUCAACAUUCUGGCCACCGGCUGUGGCUGUGCCAUCACUGCGCUCAUGAUCGACGCCUUCUACAACAACCAUGAGGGAGGCCUUCAGCAGUACAACAACUCCUGCUACGCGCUCCGCCAGGAGGGCUCCGUCAUUUAUCCCCCGGCCAUGACAGAUGGCAAUCCAGUGGCCACCAACUACAACUACGGUGCCGGCUUUGCCAUUUACAUUGCCGGCUGGGGCCUCUGCUUCAUCAACAUCCUUUUCCUGAUGCUGCCGUACUAA